Messenger RNA from Rhopalosiphum maidis (corn leaf aphid), 3966 nucleotides. Its product is annotated as nidogen-2. The coding region runs from base 3 to 3878 and encodes 1291 amino acids. Gene Ontology annotation, biological process: cell-matrix adhesion. Gene Ontology annotation, molecular function: calcium ion binding. Lineage: Eukaryota; Metazoa; Arthropoda; Insecta; Hemiptera; Aphididae. The transcript is spliced from 21 exons. The record is from RefSeq and is a predicted model, not a curated record.
CCAUGGAACGGCUCAGUAAAUUGUUACAGUUUUUCUUUUUAAUCCUAGUCUUUGGGAUAAAUGGUUCUACACAAUUAGUUUACCCUUAUGGACCAACUGCCGGUGAUACACAGUUGCGAGUGGGAUACGAGGUUGCUAGCCCCGGCAUUCCGCUUAGUGUGCCUGUGAAGUUCUAUAAUGAGACUUAUGACACCAUUUUCGUGAACAGCAAUGGGCUGGUGUCGUUCAACAACGAGAUGCCGACGUUCUUCAACGUGCCAUUCCCGCUCGAUUACCCGGCGCUGGCCGCGUUCUAUGCCAAUGUGGACCUCCGGGGCAGCGGACAGGUGUACUACCGGGAAGACCGGAACCCGCGGACUCUGGCCCACGCCGACGCACAGGUGUCCCGGUUCUACCCGCGGUACCAGGGCCGAUUCGCCGCCGUGUCUGUGUUCGUGGCUACGUGGCACCGGGUGGGCUACUACAAGAAGAACGCCGACCGGACCAACACGUUCCAGGUGGCCGUGGCCACGGAUGGCCACGAGACAUUCGUUCAGUUCGCGUACCCGUCGCCCAUCCAGUGGGUGCAGUCGUUCGGCGGUAUGUCCGAGGUCGGGCUACCGGACGCCAAGGCCCAGGCCGGGUUCAGCGCCGCCGACGGGCGCAUACACGUGCUCCGAGGAUCGGGAAGCGAUCAGAUACACAAUUUGGACAGAUGGAGUAACACGGAUGCGCCGGGUGUUUGGUUGUAUCGUGUGGGCAACAUCGGAACGAAUGAAAACGUGGAACCACCCGAAUUUCCCGGAAGCGUCCGACCAGACGAGGGUUUGACUUGCGCAAUAGCCGGAGCUUUGUGUCACAACCAAGCAUCAUGCGUAGAUUACGAACAAGGAGAUAUGUGCUGUAUAUGCAAACAAGGGUACUUUGGCAACGGUGUUACUUGUAUUAAAGAAAAUGUACCAGUCCGCGUCAGUGGAAAAGUCAGCAUAGACGUCAACGGGAUCGUAAUGCCGGAGUCAGAUUUACAGGCUUACGUGGCAACGAUGGACGGCCGCGUGUACAUGGCCAUCUCGGACGUGCCCACCAACUUGGGUUUCGAGUUGCAAUACCUGUCCGUAUUCCCAUCAGUAGUCGCAUGGCUUUUCUCGUUACACUCGGAAAACGCGUACAACGGAUACCAGUUGACAGGAGGAGUGGUAAACUACACUUCUGAAGUGACUUUUCCGGGAACUGAACACAGAAUAACCAUUCAUCAACGGUUUUUCGGACUUAAUUCGUUCGACCAAUUAAUAAUGGACGCCACCGUACAGGGAACAACGCCUCAAGUCCCAUUGCCCCAUACCAGAUUCACAUUGCCCAACGACAAUCAUCAGCAGUAUACGAUCGCAAACGGUCGUAUGCAUUCGUAUUAUACGUACAGGUACAAACAAGAAGGGUCAGAUUUCGAACAACAAGUGACCGUGGCACAAAAAUUCGAAUUUUCUCAACCAUGUAACAAGGCCGCCAAGGGAUUUACGUCGUUCAUGUUACAGAGUUCCAAAGCUUUCGCCUACUACGAAGAAAAAGUAAAAAUUUUGAGACUGGUCAGCACAAACAACAUAUUUUUGCCAUUCGAAGAUACGCAGGACCCUUGCAGCGACGGACAUGUAAAAUGUGUUGCGAACAGCACGUGCGUCAGGGAGGGCAGUACUUUCAGAUGCGAAUGCAAUCUAGGAUUCCAUUCGUUGUACGGUACCGAGUCCGGGUGUGUAGAUAUCAACGAGUGUCAAGAUAGGAUCGAUCGAUGUGACCCGAAUGCCAUGUGCGUUAACGAAGUGGGUACCUAUAGCUGUCAGUGUAAACUGGGAUUUGAAGGAAAUGGUUAUUAUUGCGGAGCAAUUACUGAGGCUCCGAAUACAGAACCAACAUCGAGGGCUUAUAACAUCGAGAACAGUGUUUGUGAUGUGCCUAAUAAUAUUAGCACUUGUUCCUGUAUUCAAGGUUAUGAAAUACGAUUGCUAUCGAGCGACUCCACCGAUUUCGAGUGCGUAGACGUCAACGAAUGCAGUAUACCAGAAGUCUGUCACAGGGAUAGUUAUUGCACGAAUUAUCCGGGCACUUACGCAUGUUCUUGCAACACGGGUUUCAUAGGCGAUGGACUUAGGUGUUUACCAUUACCCCCUAGAUGCCGAUUGGAAGGACAUAGAUACGUAGGUCAGGGAUGUCCCGUGGAGAAAACUUGCAUCAGGGAUUUGUGUCAAUGUCCAUCAUCGUACGUUGACGUCGGACAAUAUUGUGCACCCUAUGACGAUGUUUCUACUGCAGAACCGGAGAUCACCGUAACAGAAUCAUCGAUUUCGUGUGCCGAGAUCAACACGUGUCACGCUCAUGCCCAGUGUAACUUUAUAAACUCUCAGCAACGACACAAGUGUCAAUGCAAUCCGGGCUAUGAAGGAGAUGGAUAUGAAUGUUCGUUAAUGGAAUUAUCGUGUUCAAAAUCAAACAUCUGUGAUGCACAUGCUAGCUGUCAGAUAGUUGAAGGUCAUUCAAUAUGUGUAUGUAACAGUGGAUACGAAGGAGAUGGUAUAAUAUGUACACCAACAGGUGAAUGUGUAUCAGACUCAAAUUGUGGUCCGAAUGAAAUGUGUAUGUAUAACGAAACCAGUUACAUAUAUAGCUGCAAGUGUUUAGAAGGUUAUCAAAAGCUUGACAACAAAUGCCAAAGAUCACGCUGUUCAUAUGAAUGUCACAAAUAUGCCAACUGUGUACAAGGAGAAAGAAAUAAUUAUGUAUGUCGUUGUAAUAAUGGAUAUACAGGUAAUGGUGUUACACAGUGUGAACGGGUAAUCGAAACUGGCUGCACAGAGAAUUCGUGUCCAGCAAAUACUGAAUGUAACAAUGUAGGAAAUACUUUUAAAUGUUCUUGUGCCCAGGGAUACACAGAAAACUGGUAUGGUUUAGAGUUAUCGUGCACAGAGACCUGUGUAGUAAACACCAGCAUUUGCCAUCCAUCGGCUCAGUGUGUGACUGAUACGUCAGGACAUUAUAUUUGUCAAUGUAGACAAGGGUACAUAGGAAAUGGUUAUUAUUGCAAAGAAAAUAAAAAAACGACAAAAGAAGACAUUUACUUACUUGUAAAUCAAGGGAUGGCAACAUUGCAUAUUCCAACAGUUCCAAACAAAACAAGAGGAGAUUAUCCAAUUCAUCUGCAAUUUGAUAAAAUAGCCAUUGGUUUAGCAGUUGAUUGUUUAGAAGAGCAGAUGUAUUGGAGUUACAUAGCAGACCGGACAAUUAAGUCGUCUAAACUGAAUGGUUCAAAUGUGCAAGAAUCUAUUACCACAGAAGCUACAUCAACUGAAGGAUUAACUAUUGACUGGAUUAAUAGAAAGAUUUAUUGGACAGAUUCAGGUUUGAAACGAAUAAUGGCAGCAGAUUUAUCUAAUAAGACCCAUGUGACAAUAAUAGCAAAUUCUUCACUCAGUAAUCCCCGAGGAAUUGCAGUUCAUCCAAACAGAAGAAAAUUGUUUUGGUCAGACUGGAAUAGAAUUAGUCCUAAAAUUGAAUGGUCUGAUUUGGAUGGUAGCCAAAGGGAAGUUUUUGUUCAAGGACCUAAUGUCAAAUUACCAAACUCUAUAGCUAUAGAUUGGUAUACAGAUGAAGUCUGUUGGGCAGAUGCAGGUUUAAAAAGUAUAGAAUGUAUUGGAAUAGAGAGUCGAUUACAACGAACUGCUGUUGCUAAUUGCAGUUAUCCAUUUGGACUAGCUAUAACCCGAGACAAUUUUUAUUGGACUGAUUGGAUAUCAGGGAAAAUUGAAUUCACUGGAAGAAAUGAAAAAGUGAAAAGAGAAAGUCUACCUGUACCUCUGCAUGGUAAUGGCAAAUUGUACGGAAUUGCAGCAGUUACUGGAAAAUGUCCCUAAUAUUUAAGACUGAAUAAAAGUAAUUCAUAAAAAUUUGUUUAAAAAGUUCAAUGAAAACAAUAAACCAUGUAUGUUAGCAGACCUUUAA